Messenger RNA from Knipowitschia caucasica, 1188 nucleotides. The record is from the annotation of a GenBank genome assembly. Lineage: Eukaryota; Metazoa; Chordata; Actinopteri; Gobiiformes; Gobiidae.
AUGGAGCCGCGCUUUGCCAAAUAUGGAGAGGACUGGGCUGCACUGACCUCCAGCAUGUGUGACGAUGAAGAUACCACUGCGCUGGUGUGCGAUAACGGCUCUGGGCUGGUGAAGGGGGGCUUCGCUGGAGAUGAUGCGCCCCGAGCAGUGUUCCCCUCCAUCGUGGGACGCCCUCGCCACCAGGGGGUGAUGGUGGGCAUGGGCCAGAAGGACUCCUAUGUAGGGGACGAGGCGCAGAGCAAGAGGGGCAUCCUGACUCUCAAGUACCCCAUUGAGCACGGCAUCAUCACCAACUGGGACGACAUGGAGAAGAUCUGGCACCACACCUUUUACAACGAGCUGCGAGUGGCCCCCGAAGAGCACCCCACUCUGCUCACAGAGGCCCCACUCAACCCCAAAGCCAACCGGGAGAAGAUGACCCAGAUCAUGUUCGAGACCUUCAACGUGCCCGCCAUGUAUGUAGCCAUCCAAGCCGUGCUGUCGCUGUACGCCUCCGGAAGAACCACCGGUAUCGUGCUGGACUCUGGUGACGGUGUGACCCACAACGUUCCCAUCUACGAGGGCUACGCGCUGCCACACGCCAUCAUGCGCCUGGACCUGGCCGGACGCGACCUGACCGACUACCUGAUGAAGAUCCUCACUGAGAGAGGCUACUCCUUUGUCACCACAGCGGAGCGUGAGAUCGUGCGCGACAUCAAGGAGAAGUUGUGUUAUGUGGCGCUGGACUUUGAGAAUGAGAUGGCCACCGCCGCCACCUCCUCCUCUCUGGAGAAGAGCUAUGAGCUGCCUGAUGGACAGGUCAUCACCAUCGGCAACGAGAGGUUCCGCUGUCCAGAAACGCUCUUCCAGCCCUCCUUCAUCGGCAUGGAGUCGGCGGGCAUCCACGAGACCACCUACAACAGCAUCAUGAAAUGUGACAUCGACAUCCGCAAGGACCUGUACGCCAACAACGUGCUGUCCGGCGGCACCACCAUGUACCCCGGCAUCGCUGACCGCAUGCAGAAGGAGAUCACCGCCCUGGCCCCCUCCACCAUGAAGAUCAAGAUCAUCGCUCCCCCUGAGAGGAAGUACUCAGUGUGGAUCGGCGGCUCGAUCCUGGCCUCCCUGUCCACCUUCCAGCAGAUGUGGAUCAGUAAGCAGGAGUAUGACGAGGCAGGACCGUCCAUUGUCCACCGGAAGUGCUUCUAA